AUGUCUGUGAGAAGAGGUCAGACCAAGAGCUACUUUGCCAGUGCAGAUGACACUAAAAUUUGUGUCGUUAUGGUUGGCCUUCCAGCCAGGGGCAAAAGUCUCAUAGCUGGGAAAGCAAUGCGAUAUCUUGCUUGGGUCGGCAUACCUGCUCGUGUAUUUAACGUGGGAAGCUAUCGCCGAAAUAAUACACCGCAACCAAAUGCCACCUUCUUUGACCCUCACAACUCCGAGGGAGAGAAGAUGAGAAAGGCUGCUGCAGAAGCUGCCAUGUCGGAUAUGCUUCAAUGGUUUAGCUCUGGAAAGGGGGUUGUGGCUAUAUUAGAUGCUACCAAUUCGACUAAAUCUCGGCGAAGUUGGAUUUACGAAAGCUGCCAUGCUGCCAAUGUUGAAACAUUAUUCGUUGAGUCAAUAUGCGAUGAGGAAGACCUAAUAAUGAACAACAUCCUCGAAGUCAAGACCACCUCGCCGGACUAUAAGGGGCAGGACCCUGAGGCUGCUGCUUUGGAUUUCCGCAACCGAAUUCGCAAUUACGAAAAGGUGUACGAGACCAUUGACGAUAAUGAGAAGCAUUACACCUACGUAAAACUCAUUAAUGUCGGGUCGACAGUGAUCAUAAACCAGAUUAAAGACUAUCUAUCUAGUCGGUUGGUUUAUUAUAUCCAGAAUCUCCACAUAAAACCCCGGUCAAUCUGGCUCUCUCGCCAUGGAGAAUCAGAAUAUAAUCUUACAGGGAAAAUCGGUGGGGAUUCUAACAUUUCGCCACGGGGCGAGGCUUAUGCCCGGGCACUUCCUGGUUUACUGAAAAAGUCCGGGGUGCCACCCAACACUAAAAUCGUGAUUUGGACAUCUACUCUCAGGCGGACAAUCCAGACAGCUCGACACCUCGCCGCGGAAACCGGAUACGAGAAGUUGGAAUGGAAAGCCCUUGAUGAACUCGAUUCAGGGGUGUGUGAUGGACUGACAUAUGAACAAAUCGCUGAAAAAUACCCAGAGGACUUCGCCGCGCGUGACGAGGACAAGUACAACUACCGCUACCGAGGCGGCGAAUCGUACCGCGAUGUUGUCAUUCGUCUUGAACCUAUUAUCAUGGAACUGGAACGCAGCGAGAACGUCAUCAUUGUCACCCACCAGGCCGUGCUGCGAUGUAUCUAUGCCUAUUUCCUAAAUACACCUCAGGAGCAGAGCCCGUGGAUGGAGGUUCCUCUACAUACUUUGAUCAAGCUUACUCCUCGCGCCUACGGCACCGACGAACAGCGUUUUAAAGCCGACAUCCCAGCUGUGUCUACCUGGCGUGCCAAAGGCACAUCCGCAAAGCAUCAAGAUUACCCUACAGAGAUCAAAGCGUGA
This is a messenger RNA of Aspergillus bombycis, 1347 nucleotides long. RefSeq names its product bifunctional nucleoside/nucleotide kinase/histidine phosphatase family protein. The coding region runs from base 1 to 1347 and encodes 448 amino acids. The transcript is spliced from 4 exons. Gene Ontology annotation, cellular component: cytosol. Gene Ontology annotation, biological process: fructose metabolic process; fructose 2,6-bisphosphate metabolic process. NCBI's taxonomy places the organism in Eukaryota, Fungi, Ascomycota, Eurotiomycetes, Eurotiales, Aspergillaceae. The record is from RefSeq and is a predicted model, not a curated record. Gene Ontology annotation, molecular function: ATP binding; fructose-2,6-bisphosphate 2-phosphatase activity; 6-phosphofructo-2-kinase activity.